Molecule: messenger RNA, 3025 nt
Organism: Boeremia exigua
Lineage: Eukaryota; Fungi; Ascomycota; Dothideomycetes; Pleosporales; Didymellaceae
Exons: 2
Coding region: 88-2916 (942 amino acids)
Cellular component (GO): cytoplasm; nucleus
Molecular function (GO): ubiquitin binding
Source: RefSeq, a predicted model, not a curated record
UACCACCGCUCGCACCACACCCGCUCUACUGCCCGCCCACACCACCACACGCGUCGACAGCGGCCGCCCCACACACACACAGCUCACAUGUCUGAAGCACCCAGCAGGCCUGCGCGAGGCAGGACGACAGCCCGCGGCGGCGGCCGAGGAGGAGGCUACGGCUCGCGAGGCGCGCGGAACACCAACGGCGACGGCGCGUCCAAGACGGACACAUCGGCGGAGCAGGGCGAGCUGGCCGAGCUGAAGAAGCGCUACUCGUCGCAAUUGACCACACUGAAGGAGCUGUUCCCCGACUGGUCUGACGCCGAUCUGGUGCUUGCCAUCGAGGAGGCCGACGGCGACCUGGAGCGGACCAUCGAGCGCAUCAGCGAGGGCGCCGUGUCGCAGUUCAGCGAAGUCCCCAAGAAGGCCAAGGACCGAUCGCGCUCCAAAGCAACAAAGGAGAACCUCGCCCCCACAGACCUGUCCGCCGCCCGCGGCAUACGCGGCGACGCCCCCCGACGCGGCCUGGACAGCAGCCGUGGUCGCGGCCGCGGCACCGACCGAGGCCGUGGUGGCCUGCGCGGCGGACGUGCAGGCGCGACCCAAGCACCCCGCACUGCAUCGACAUCGGUGCCCACGAACGAGUCUCCGGCCUGGGACACGCCCGCCGCCGAGCCUGGCGCUUGGGACGCGAAGCCGACGCCCGACGCCGCGGCCGGUGCCUGGGGCGCGAAGCCAGACACGCCUGCCGAGGCGCAGAAGGACGCAGUGCCGGGCACCGUGUCCGAGGUGCUGCACGACCCGAAAGAGGCCAUCAAGCACCCGGUCACCGCUGCGAAGAAGACGUGGGCCAGCAUGUUCGCGAAGCCCGCAGAGCCUACCCCGCCCAAGCCUGCACCCAAGGCUGCUGAGCCGCCCAAAGAGCCCGCGCCCGCGCCCGCCGAGCCACCUGCUGCCCCCGUCGCACAGGAUGCUGCCGUCCCCGCCGACACCCCGCCCAGCCCCCCGCCCGUAGACGACGUCGAAGAGCCGACCAUCAUCGCCGACGACACCACCGCCGCCCCCGAGAAGCCCGCCGAGCCUGUCGCCGAGGCUACCAUCACACCGUCCAAGGACGAGCUCACGAAGGAGAAUGUCGAACACCUGCCAGACGUGUCGCACCCGCCGCCCACAGAGACUGCCUUCAGCACCGUCGCGAGCUCCAAGGACGUUGGAAGCGCCGUAGCCACCCCACUAAGCACAUCGGGCCAGGCCCCCAUCGGCCGUCCCGCGGUUGGAGGAUUCGCCACAACCGCCCUCAAGGCAACCGCAGGAACACCGAACCGCAGUGCCAGCUUCCAGCGGAGGCUUCAGGAGCAACAGGAGGCCGUCGUCAUGCCUGGAAACCACGCUGUGGACAGGGCCGCCGUGCAGUUCGGCAGCCUGGGUCUCGGUGGCGAGGAGGACGUCGAUGAGGACAGGGAGGAGGCAGAGACCAGGACUCAGCCCCCACAGCACUCACCAGUCGCGCAGCCCAGGGCCUCGCUGCCCCCUGCGCCCCGCCAGGCUCCUAACGUCGAGCAAUCAGAGCCCGAGCAAGCUGUUCCUACACCGAAGCCGGCCCCAGGCCUGCCUCCCGUGCCUCAACAGCAGCAACAACAGCAACAGCAGCAGCAGCCGCAGCCGUUGUCUCAGCAAUCGCCGUCCAAUCCUCUUGCGUCGCAGGCGAUGCAGAACCAGGGCUCGCAAUCUAGCCAGCCCUACAACCAGUUCGGCCGCUACAACCAGCAGUCCGAGUCCGCUGCGGCGCCUUCCCAGAAGCCGUACGACCCAUUCGGCCAGCAGAUCCCGUCUUCGUCGAACCAGUACGACUACCCCGGUCAGCAAAGCCAGGCCCAGUCACAGCCCGGCGCGUUCUCUUCUGCGCCCGACAACUACUCUUCACACUACCUUACCUCGGAGCAACAGCGAAAUGCGUACCAGCAGUACUACCAGAACUACGGCCAGCAGACGCCCAGCCAGCAGGAGGCCGGCUCUGCUCAGCAGCGUACCGGUAGCGGCUUCGGCUCCGGGCCCCAGGACUCCUUCUCUCAGGGUCAGCAAACUCGUUACGGAGAAGCGUCCAACAGCGGACACAACACCCCCAACCCUGGUGCCGCCAGCCAGCUUCCCUCCGGUCCCGCUUCGCAGGGCCAACACCAGGGCCACAGUCAGCAGUCGCAGCACGGCGGCUACCCGUACAACCACCCAUACUACGGCAGCCCCUACUACGCCAACUACAUGAACCAGUUCGGAGGCUACGGCCAGCAGCAGGGCUACGGCAGCUUCGGCAAGGGCAUGUACGGUCAGCCCCACCACUAUGGAAUGUCUCCUCAGGCUUCCUACGACCAGCACUCCUCCUCCCCGGCUAAUGCUGGAGGCUUCGGCGCUUCUUCCAACGAACGCGGAAGUGGCUUUGGCGGUCUCGGCGACUACGGCCGUUCGGCUUCCGGCAUGGGCCAGAACCACAGCGCCACAUCUGGCUCUGCUGGAUUUGGAGGUCUCCCUGAUGCAUUCAGCCGACCUGGCUACGCAGGUCAGGGCUCAUACGGUCAGCAGCAGAGCGGCCAACAGGCCGGUGACGACUCAUUGAAGGGCUUUGGUGACUCCAAGAGCACUGGUCCCAGCCAGUCCGCACUGGGAGCUCAGCAAGGCCGUCCUGGAUCCGCCACUCAGGGCACCCCUAGCCAGAGCGCACAGGGCCUGCACCAGCAGCAGUCUCACCAGCAGGGCUUCGGCGGAUAUCCCAGCCACCUGGGCGGAAACAGCCAGUACGGUGGACUCGGUGGACUUGGUCACCAGCAAGGCGGUAACCAGCAGAGCGGCUACGGCAACUACGGUGGUUUCGGCGGCGGCUACGGCGGCGGAAACUACAACAGCCGUGGUGGCUGGGGUACCAACUAUGGCCAGCACUAGGUGGCCUGCCGUACCGGCUUACUUGAUCGUCUCUUGGCAACUGGGUGCCUGGAGGGAGACCGUUGGAGAUUCUAGGUGCGGCUCCAUGUCACCUGUCUCAAGAUCAAGU